AUGGCAAGCUCCAUCAAGAAUGGUCAUGGCGUAUGUGCAAGUAUCUUGGUUAUGGUUCUGUUCGCUGCAUUUCCACAAGCCCUGGUACAUGGACAAGCUGUAGUGACAGUUUCGCAGCCGCCACCUAGCAACUGUCCCUACCCUUGUCUCCCGCCGCCGACGACCCCCACAAUGUACCUGCCGCCAUCUCCGCCGUUGCCGCCUUCCAUGGUCUAUCCACCGCCCAGCGGGAACUUUCCAUACUAUCUUCCGCCGCCAUGGUACUUGGCCAAUGCACCUCCCCCUCCUGAUCCCAUCUUGCCUUAUUAUCCAUGGUACUACAAGGAGCCUCUGGUGCCAAGCUCUUCGUCGGAAAUUCGCCACCUGCAGUCCUGGGUCGUGAUUCUCUCUCUUCUGCUGAUGAUUGUGAGUUCAGCUCUGUUUGGGUGA
Molecule: messenger RNA, 429 nt
Organism: Eucalyptus grandis
Lineage: Eukaryota; Viridiplantae; Streptophyta; Magnoliopsida; Myrtales; Myrtaceae
Product: leucine-rich repeat extensin-like protein 1
Exons: 1
Coding region: 1-429 (142 amino acids)
Source: RefSeq, a predicted model, not a curated record